UCCUCCUCCUCCUCCUCCUCUCUUUGCAUACCGUGCAGCUUCAGACUCUCUCCAUCUCUCUGUUGGACGCUGCACCGUCUCCUCCUCCUGCCUGACCACUUUACCACGACCACCCUUCAGAAACACAAUAAUCUGCGAUCAUGUCUUCAGUGCUUCAGAAGCUCAUCAGCCCAAUGGCCAGCACCCCUGCUGAGCCGCCCAGGAACAAGGUGACCGUGGUCGGGGUCGGCCAGGUGGGCAUGGCCUGCGCCGUCAGCAUCCUGCUGAGGGAUCUGUGUGACGAGCUGGCUCUGGUGGAUGUGAUGGAGGACCGUCUGAAGGGAGAGAUGAUGGACUUGCAGCAUGGCAGCCUCUUCCUCAAGACCUCAAAGAUCGUCGCUGACAAAGACUACGCCGUGACAGCAAACUCCCGCCUGGUCGUGGUGACAGCCGGCGUCCGUCAGCAGGAGGGCGAGAGCCGCCUGAACCUGGUGCAGAGGAACGUCAACGUCUUCAAGUCCAUCAUCCCUCAGAUCAUCAAGUACAGCCCUAACUGCACGCUCAUCGUGGUCUCUAACCCCGUGGACGUGCUGACAUACGUGACCUGGAAACUGAGCGGUCUGCCCAAACACCGCGUUAUCGGCAGCGGCACCAACCUGGACUCCGCUCGCUUCCGCUACAUGAUGGCCGAGCGUCUCGGCAUCCACUCCAGCUCCUUCAAUGGCUGGGUGCUGGGCGAGCACGGCGACACCAGCGUGCCCGUGUGGAGCGGAGCCAAUGUGGCCGGAGUCAACCUGCAGAAGCUGAACCCGGAAAUCGGCACUGAUGCUGAUAAGGAGCAGUGGAAGGCCACACACAAGGCUGUGGUGGACAGUGCGUACGAGGUCAUCAAGCUGAAGGGUUACACAAACUGGGCCAUCGGUCUGAGCGUAGCCGACCUCACCGAGAGCAUCGUCAAGAACAUGAGCCGAGUCCACCCCGUGUCCACCAUGGUCAAGAACAUGUACGGCAUCGGCGAGGAGGUCUUCCUGUCUCUGCCCUGCGUGCUGAACAGCACCGGCGUGAGCAGCGUGGUCAACAUGACGCUCACAGACGGCGAGGUGUCCCAGCUGAAGAAGAGCGCCGACACACUGUGGGGCAUCCAGAAGGACCUGAAGGACAUCUGAACACACACCUGAUCACACACCACACGCAGCCAUGGUGCAGAGAGGCCCGUUGACACGCACACACUCCUUUUAUACCGUCCUCUCUCUAAAAACAUAGCACUCUUAUUUUGAAGGACAGUACCCAGGUUUUUUCAGUCUAAAAAAACCCCGGUAUGCUCCUUUAAAAGAGCAGAUUUCCUCCCCUGCAGCAGGUAGAAUGAAGUCGCUGUGUUACUGUGUUUGUGUUAGGAGCUGCCUGCGUUACUGUACUCUGUAAGGAUUCUCGUGUGUCACCGUGCUCCUCCACAGCCCCGUACUCAGUCAAUCAUGUAGCUCCCUGACGGCGACCACAGAGAGACAGACGCUCGAAUCCUCCUGCCUUCGACUUUAAAAACAACACGAUGAUGAUAACUCUCGGAGUGGAGGCGGAUCUCUGUUAGAGCGAGACGGAGCAGCCAGCAGAGCCGCAGUGACGAUCAGCUCCGCUUUAUUUUUUUAAGAACCUGACUCUGACUGUCCGACCUCGUGUUGUAAACUGUGUUCAAAAGCAGCAAUGUGUAAGUUAAUAAACCUGAACCUUAUGAAGGGCA
Molecule: messenger RNA, 1714 nt
Organism: Notolabrus celidotus (New Zealand spotty)
Lineage: Eukaryota; Metazoa; Chordata; Actinopteri; Labriformes; Labridae
Gene: ldhba
Product: lactate dehydrogenase Ba
Exons: 8
Coding region: 141-1145 (334 amino acids)
Biological process (GO): carboxylic acid metabolic process
Cellular component (GO): cytoplasm
Molecular function (GO): L-lactate dehydrogenase (NAD+) activity
Source: RefSeq, a predicted model, not a curated record